AGUCACCCUUUAGCACAUAGAAAGAUAUCAUAUUAGUGAUUAAUCAAACAUACAAAAGCAUAACCUAAGAUAAAUUUGUUGGAUUCGCACAAAAAUAAACCAGUAAUUGACAUAUCCGCCAUCCAAUAGAUUCUUCCAAAUUUCACAUGGUUAACUAUACGGACGAUCCAUUUCAAAUGGAUGAAGAAAUACCAGAGUAUUAUUCCGGUAAUGAUGUAUCUCCAAGAAGCAAGUCCCCUUCGUAUAUCCCAGAACUGAAGGCCUCAUCCCAGAAUAGCCUAUUGCAAGAGAUUACUCCGCGAUAUUCAGAAAUUCUUAAUCAUAAAUUGCAACAGGAUAACAACUUGAUACGAUCACGGAUCGAACAGUUAAAAAUGGAAGAAGAAGGGGUUAAUACUACCACUACAGAAGAAGAAGAGGAUGCUCCGAAGUAUGAAGAGGAUAUAGACGACAAACUUGAUGUCAAUCUUCAAAAGAAGUUACAGCUCGAGUAUGAGAAAACUAUGGACAUGGACCAACCAUUAACUCCACCAGAAAACUUUGCUCCUAUUAUAAAUACGAUCUAUCGAAGUUCGUUUCCACAGCCCAACAAUUUUUCAUUCAUAAAAACGUUAAAGUUAAAAUCGAUACUAUGUUUGAUUCCAGAGGAGUAUCCUCAGUUACACACAGAGUUCCUAUCCCAUGAAAACAUCAAAUUAUUCCAACUCGGAAUGUCAGGGAACAAAGAACCAUUUGUGAAAAUAUCAUCCGACUUAAUCACAGAAGCCAUUCGCAUAGUACUCAACCCGGAAAAUCAACCCAUUCUCAUCCAUUGUAACCGAGGAAAACAUCGUACUGGGUGUCUAGUUGGUGUCAUACGAAGAUUACAAAACUGGUCUCUUACAAUCAUAUUUGACGAGUAUAGGAAAUUCGCUGCUCCCAAGGAAAGACCAAUGGAUCAACAAUUUAUUGAACUAUAUGAUGAUACAGAAGCAAUCAAAUAUUGCCAACAAUACAACCUUCUCCCGUUGAAAUGGGAUAACUAAAGUUUAUAGAAAAUCUAUUGCAAAGGACCUUCCUUUGACCAAAAGAAUUUACGUCCGUAUAUGGAACUGUUUCCAAGUGCUAAUAUGCUUAAAGCCGCUGGGCUUACUUUACCUCUAAAUAUACUCUUGAUACUGGCACCUCCAUUGACUAUCAAGUAAAGGGUUGACCAGGCGAAAUUGAACCCAGCACCAUUGACUGGUUCUCCGUCGUACAUUAUCCAUGCACCUAACAAAUUAGCAGCUCCGAAUCCCAAACAUGAUACUCUGGUAGGCUUAAUAACUGCUGUCUUUACUUUCACUCCUCCUCCUCCAGAGCCAGAUACAGUAUGGGUUACAGCAGGAAAUGCUCCUUUUAGAAGUAACAGACCUCCAAAUACUAAUGCAGGGAUAGGAGUUGAUGACCAUUGGUCAACUGUAUCAAUGAUUGAUUGUGGAUUAGACAUUGCCUUCUGUAGUCAAGU
Messenger RNA from Spathaspora passalidarum NRRL Y-27907, 1486 nucleotides. RefSeq names its product putative tyrosine protein phosphatase (gene SIW14). Bases 147 to 1025 code for a protein of 292 amino acids. The record is from RefSeq and is a predicted model, not a curated record. Gene Ontology annotation, biological process: protein dephosphorylation. The transcript has a single exon. Gene Ontology annotation, molecular function: phosphatase activity; inositol diphosphate tetrakisphosphate diphosphatase activity. Gene Ontology annotation, cellular component: cytoplasm. NCBI's taxonomy places the organism in Eukaryota, Fungi, Ascomycota, Pichiomycetes, Serinales, Debaryomycetaceae.